Biomphalaria glabrata is the source of this 2946-nucleotide messenger RNA. RefSeq names its product D(2) dopamine receptor A-like. The record is from RefSeq and is a predicted model, not a curated record. Lineage: Eukaryota; Metazoa; Mollusca; Gastropoda; Planorbidae. Gene Ontology annotation, cellular component: membrane. Gene Ontology annotation, biological process: G protein-coupled receptor signaling pathway. The coding region runs from base 1268 to 2674 and encodes 468 amino acids. The transcript is spliced from 3 exons. Gene Ontology annotation, molecular function: G protein-coupled receptor activity; peptide binding.
UUGUAUUAGGAUCUACACUAAGUAGUGCCCAUUAGACUAUCUUAAGUAUUGUCAACUGUUCUAUUUUAAGGACUUUACAAUGUCCCAUGUAUGUGUAUGAGUGUUCAGUGGUAACAUGGAGCCUGAUGGCUGGACAAGGCCAGUCUCAUUACACUAAUGACAACUUUACGUUUGAGGCUUGUAUCGGUUGAUAUGAUUGUAACAAAACAAAAAAUGAAUUAUCACUAAUAUUAUUUUCUAAGUAUAGGAUCUAAAAUUAUAGUAUAACUAGGCAAUUUAUUUGGCCUUCUAAAGCCUUUAGUCCUCCUUUAGUCAACUGAGGUCCGAGGAGAGUGCUGUGGGCUCCUACAGUGGAGUCCGGGAGGGUUUUGAGAACGUAAUCAAAAUAUAAAAAAAAAAUAAAUAGAAAUAUUUAGAACACAAUUUUCCAACUUUAUUUUCCAUAUAUAUUUACAAUAUUGUUUUUAAGACUAUUGCAGAAGAUGAAGUAUGCAAAUAAUUCUAUGCAAUUAGCCGGACAAUGGCUUUUGUCUUCAUCAUAUGUGGGAAACUAUGCAGGCCGGAACUGGGUUUGAGUGGUCAUGUGAAAGACUUCACUCAUCCUUUAAAUUCGAAAUCGAAGACAUUGCAAUUCCCUCAUUGUUAAGCGACAACACUUUAUCUACCUACACACUUACCUGUCCAGCCGGUACACAGAGGUCUACGUCAGGACGUUAGGGGAAAUCCCUUUGACAGCACCGGGAUCAACUUCCUGACCCAUGAUUUGUACAGUAUUGGUUUAGUGACGAAAUACUUACCAACCUAAAUUGAGAAAUAUCUGGGACAACUACCUGAGUACUGUCUACACCAAAUAACACGCAGAAAUAUCUUCGCAUUGGAUGGCAUUCAUGACUUUGUUUUGAAAAAAUACUUUAAACUUUUAUUAAAACAAAAUUUUGCAUUUGAAAAAAAAUUGAUAGAAUUACAUAAUGUUUCAGAACUUUUAAGUUCAAUCCAUUUUAAAUUUUUGAAAUGAAAGUCCUCGUUUAAAAAUUGUGAAAUAAAAAAAAACAACUAAAAACAUUAUUAACAAAACAACUCGAAUAUUUUAAAAUUUCAUGUGAAAAUUUCAGAAAGUAAUUUUUUUUUUUCGGGAAACUUGAAACAUCCUGAACAACAAGAUUUGAAUUUAGAAAAAAAAAACAAGAAAAAAACAUACAUUUUAGAAUCUCUAGACAUUUUCAACUUGGUGAUUGGACAUUGAAACGUUAAAUACUAUUUGACGAGGAUGCAUCCAACUGAGAAGACAUCCUCUGAAGUGUUCUCGCUACCUGAGAAUUUCUCAAACGUCACUUCCAUCGAGGAAGUGAACCAAGAGAAACUGAUCACGCUCAUUCCUGUCAUCUUACUGUUCGCCAUUUUCCUGGUCAUCGGUGUUAUUGGCAACAGUUUGGUCGUCUACGUCUUUGGAUUCAAGAUGAAGUCUGGCACGCAGAACAUCUUGAUAGUGAUCCUGGCGCUGUUCGAUGUGCUGACCAGCUUGCUGUCCAUCCCGCACGAGAUUACAGUGUCCGUGUUCAUUGUCAUGUAUCCAUCGGCGAUCUCCUGCAAGAUUUUUAGAUUCAUCAAUACAUUUUGCUCGGCUGGUUCAAUGUUUACUCUGCUCCUCAUAGCUGUGGACAGAUACAGGAAGAUUUGCUUGCCUCUCAGGCCCCAGAUGUACACCAGGCACGUCAAAAGGUCCAUGAUCCCCAUCUUGAUAUUCGCCGUCCUCAUCUCACUACCUGCCUUUGCUGUGCACGGCCAGCGCACUAUCGACACGGACAUUCCCGGGCUGUACGGCAAGGACUGCUCGACCCCGGACGAAAUAGGGAAAACCAUCAUCCCUUUGAUCUACAACUUGGUCAUGUUCCUGGUUUUUUUUACCAUCACCAUAGCCCUGGCCGUGCUGUACACGUUCAUUCUAAGGGAGACAAACAGGCAUAACAGAGAAAAAUCGCUAAGAGCCAAGUAUAACCUCCCUUCCUCGUCCAACUCUAGCUCAGAUCGCACACCCGCAGCGACCAACACAUCCUUUGAAACGGCGUCGGUGAAAAACUCAAAGCUUGACAUAACCCAAGAAUCAGACGUCGGCAGCGAAUCGUCCUGCUACACUCUUGGACAGUCAGCGUUUAAUCUUGAGCAGACCAUUGACCCAUCCACUAAAACAGACGAUCCCAGAUAUACGCAGCUCCCGCCGUCCAGCGAAAUACAAACAAAGGACUUGCAAACACUAGAUGUCUCCCAGACAUGUGUCAAACCAAAGCGUGUUAUCCGUCCUGGAAAAUAUUUUUUCACCAAGGCCCAAAAGGCCAAAGUGUCCAAGUCAGUGUCCAAGUCGGUGCUAUCCAAGAAUUCGUCUAAUCCAGCCAAAGCAACAAAGAGGCGCUUCAAAAAUAAGACGACCAUCAUAGCUUUCUUGGUGACUCUUGUUUUCAUCCUCAGCUUUCUGCCACAUUUCAUCCUUCAAGUCACCAAGUUCAGUAAGUUGAUUGUGGAUUAUAGACUCCAUGGCGCAGGCCUAGCUGCGUAUAACAUCUUCCUCCGAUCGUAUUUUAUAAACUCUGUGUCCAAUCCCUUUAUCUACGGGGUGUUGAACACACGGUUUAGCAGUGAAGUUGGACGUCUGUGGAGGAGGUUAACUUGUAGAUCUUAGGGACGCAAUGGGAAAUACAAAUGAAGUCUCAACAUUUUAAUAACUCUUUUCUUAAAGAGAAGAACAAAAUUCAACAUAAACAAUGUGAUAUUUGUUUGAAAUAUUUAUUUUUAAAUGCAACGUUCUUAUGUUCUUCACGGUUUAUUUUGUUUUGAAUGUAAUACGCAAAAGUGAACAAAAGGAAAACUUAACUCUUUCACAAAUGAUCGACCUAUAUUUUUAAAUGUGUUAUUUCCCAUUAAUUUAUGCUCACGCAAUGCUGCAAUAUUUCA